This is a messenger RNA of Conger conger (European conger), 713 nucleotides long. RefSeq names its product crystallin, beta B1 (gene crybb1). Lineage: Eukaryota; Metazoa; Chordata; Actinopteri; Anguilliformes; Congridae. Gene Ontology annotation, biological process: visual perception; lens development in camera-type eye. The transcript has 5 exons. The record is from RefSeq and is a predicted model, not a curated record. Bases 144 to 713 code for a protein of 189 amino acids. Gene Ontology annotation, molecular function: structural constituent of eye lens.
GGGACUAACAAUGAAAGGACUGGAGCGGACAGCAGUGGAUAUUAGAGCCGUAAUCCUGCACCAGCUUUGAGCGGUGAACGGCACCGAAGACAUCACCCUCUGAAAAGGAUAGCAUGGCGAUUACACCCUGAUUUGCAGAGAUCAUGCUGUUCGACCAGGAGAACUUCCAGGGCAGGAUGGUGGAGAUCCAGAACGAGUGCGUGAACAUGUGCGACCGUGGCCUGGACAGAGUGCGCAGUCUGCGCGUGGAGUGCGGCCCCUGGGUUGGCUUUGAGCAGACUAAUUUCCGUGGCGAGAUGUUCAUCCUGGAGAAGGGGGAGUAUCCUCGCUGGGACACCUGGUCCAACAGCUAUCGCAGUGACUGCAUCAUGUCCUUCAGGCCUAUCCGCAUGGACAGCCAGGAGCACAAGAUCUGUCUCUUCGAGCUGUCUGACUUCAAGGGCAACAAGAUGGAGAUCCAGGAGGAUGACGUGCCCACCCUCUGGGCACACGGCUUCUGUGACAGGGUGGGCAGCGUGAGGGUCCCUGGAGGAGUGUGGGUUGGCUAUCAGUACCCUGGCUACAGAGGCUACCAGUAUCUGUUUGAGUGUGGCGACUACAGACACUACAACGAGUUUUGUGCCAUCCAGCCCCAGAUUCAGUCCAUGCGACGUGUGAGGGACAUGCAGUUCCACCAGCGCGGGUGCUUUAACUUCACCACUGCCAGCAAGUGA